UCUCAUUUCUCUUCCGCAUAUCUUUCCUCAUUCUCUCCUUUUCUCUUUUUCCUCCUUCUCCCCUCUCUAUUUUCACUAUCGAUCUCUUCCUCUCACCGCCGGCGAAAUUAGCGGCGUGCAACAGCCCGGAUUCCGGCCGGUCACCGUCCGACGAUCUUAUUAUUAUCUUUAAUUCGAAUCUCAACUCCCACCAACUCUAUUCUCUCUGUUCUGAUUUUCAUUUUUUAUACUUGUUAAAAUGUUUGUGGAACCAUUUUUACUUUUUUAACCUUCCACUUGGCGGUUUUACCAUUUUAUUUCUCUUUUUCCUCUUGUCCAUUUUGGACGUUUUCGCUCAUUUUUGGAUAAAGAAGACUUGACACUUUUACCCCCCUCCAAAAGAAACAGAAAAAUCAUUGAAUUUACGCUUUUGUCCAAUAAUUAACUCUGGUUUAACGGUUUUACUAUUUUAGCCCUUAGGGUUUCCUUUUCUUUCUUUUUUCUUAAAAAAAUUAUUCUUAUUACGGAUAGUGACGUGGCAUGUUAUAAUUCCAAAGAUGAGCUAUCACUCUCAUAGGAUUUUGACACCUGGAGCUUCGAGGAAGCGGAAAGAGGGAGAGGCAUUUUAUCCAUUGAAGCCGACAUCAGUAGCUUAUUCGGCUAAGCAUGGAGCUAGGCCAGCAGCCGUUAUAAAAGCAGAGGAGGCCGUUUCUUCUAAUAAAUUACUAGCUGGGUACAUGGCAUAUGAGUAUUUGACCAAGGGGACUUUAUUCGGACAAAAAUUCGACCCGGGCAGAGCAGAGGCGGUGGCGUUAGCCGGCGGCUUAGUCGAGUCGAAGAGGGGGAGUAAAGCGAUUGAAAUGGAGACACGGUGGAAGAAAGAGCAUAAGAGUUAUGCUGAGGUGGCAGGCAUAUUGAAGACUGAAGGGGCCCACUUACCAGGGAUCGUUAAUCCUACUCAACUAGCUAGGUGGAUCCAGAUGUGAGUUGGAGUUGUUGCUGGUGCUGUGUACGUGGUAGGAGAGAAUACAUGGGUAGUGAUGCACUCGAUUGGCAACUCCCGCUUUCGAGGUGAUGAGUCUGUAUCACUACCAAAAAAAACAAUGAACAAGAAAGCCACUGUUACAAGGAAGAUUGAACUUGGGUCAGAUCUCCUUUGACCAGUUGUAGUAUUUUUAUGUUUAAUUUUAUUUUUGUUUGUUGUUGAUGUUGUUAGCUUCUUGAUUUAGAAUUCAUAUCAUGUUAAUAUGAUUAACUUUGAUGUUGUUGUUUCUUGA
Molecule: messenger RNA, 1256 nt
Organism: Ricinus communis (castor bean)
Lineage: Eukaryota; Viridiplantae; Streptophyta; Magnoliopsida; Malpighiales; Euphorbiaceae
Exons: 1
Coding region: 537-965 (142 amino acids)
Source: RefSeq, a predicted model, not a curated record